CUGAUUCUGUUGAGGAAGCACAGAAAUGGCUGAUAGGACUAGAAUUGCUGAGGAAAGAGACACUGGAAGCACCAACUCCGGUUCUUGUAGAGAGUUGGCUGAGGAAGCAGAUGUAUUCUGUCAAUCAGACCAAAACAAACAGCAUCUCCAUGAAGGAGCUGAAGGCUCUGCUAGCUUUGCUCAACUACAAGGCCCCCAGCUCUCGUACUCUCAAAGACAAAUUCCUGGAAGUGGGAGCAAAGAAAGACCGCCUGGACUUUGAGCAGUUUCAUAAAUUAUACAACCUUAUAAUGUUUGAACAGAAUGAGAUCCUUGAUGAGUUCAAAAAGGAAUCAUGUGCUUUUAUUCUGGGUAACACAGAUAAACCAGAUGCCUCAGCAGUUCUGCUCCAUGACUUCCAACGAUUCCUCAUCUACCAGCAAAAGGAAACCUGGGCCAGUGACCUGAACAAAGUUAGAGAACUGAUGACUACCUUCAUUGAUGACACCAUGAGAAAAACCAAUGAUCCGGAGUUCACCGUCAGUGAGUUCCUUAGUUUCCUGUUUUCCAAGGAGAACUCUGUGUGGGAUGAGAAGUACUCAGAGAUCAGAAACUUGGACAUGAACAACCCUCUGUCCCAUUACUGGAUCAGCUCCUCACACAACACCUACCUGACAGGUGAUCAGCUUCGAAGUGAGUCGUCCACAGAGGCUUAUGUGCGCUGUCUGCGUCUUGGAUGCCGUUGUGUUGAAUUGGACUGCUGGGAGGGGCCUGGGGAGCCAAUAAUCUACCACGGCUGGACCAGGACGACCAAGAUCAAGUUUGAGGAUGUGGUCAAGGCCAUUAAUAAUCAUGCUUUUGUCACAUCAGAGUUCCCACUGAUCCUCUCCAUAGAGGAGCAUUGCCCUCUAGAGCAGCAGCGUCAGAUGGCUCGAAUUUUCAAGGAAGUGUUUGGAGACAAACUGCUGACUGAACCUGUGGAGCAGAUGGCUGAGCAGCUACCUUCACCUACACAGCUGAAGGGCAAGAUCAUACUUAAGCACAAGAAGCUCAGUGUGGAGGGAGGAGGAGUAAGUAAGGACUUCAGGAAAGGGCAGAAACAGGGAGAUCUGGAGAUCUGGGACCCUGUGGACCAGCGGUGGAACAGGCACUACUGUGUGAUCUCUGAUGACAAGCUAUACUAUGCAGAGGAGUACGAAGACGAGGACGAAGAUCCCAGGAAGUACCAGGACAUGCACUGUUCAGAGCCAUGGUUUCAUGGUCACAUGAGAGAGGGCAGGGUGAUGGCUGAGCGACUGAUCCAGGAUUACUGUGCAGAGACUGGGGGAAGAGACGGCACCUUCUUGGUUCGACCGAGCGAUACCUAUGUCACAGACUUCACCCUCUCCUUUUGGCGCAGUGGGAGGGUCCAGCACUGUCGUAUCCGCUCAGGCACAGAGGGGGGACACACUUACUACUACCUGACGCCAAACCUGCAUUUUGCCACCGUGUACGCCGUGAUCCAGCACUACAGAGAAAACCCGCUGCGCUGCCAAGACUUUGAACUGCGCCUCACUGACCCUGUACCACAGCCCAACCCACAUCUACAAGAAGGGUGGUUCUACAGCAACCUAAGCAGAGGUCAGGCAGAGGAUUACCUGCUGAGGAUUCCUAGAGAUGGAGCGUUCCUCAUCCGGCAGAGAGAAGGAGAACCAGACUCUUUUGCCAUCACAUUCAGAGGUGAUGGUAAGGUGAAACACUGUCGGAUCCAGAAGGAGGGCAGCAUGUAUCUGCUGGGCACCACAACAGAGUUUGAGAGCCUGGUGGAGCUGGUCAACUACUUCAAGAAGAAGCCACUGUAUCGCAAGAUCAAGCUACGUUACCCAGUCACCCCUGAGCUGGUGGACCACUUCAGCACAGAAAAAGGCUGUGCCUCUCUGUAUGAGGUGAAGACAUAUGUGGAACCUAACGAGAUUGAGCCCUCACUGCCUCAAAGUACAGUCAAGGCUAUAUAUAGCUACCAGGCUGAAAGGCCAGAUGAGCUCAACUUCAGUAAAGGAGCUUUGAUACACAACGUAACAAAGGAAAGUGAUGGAUGGUGGAAAGGUGACCAUGGUGGAAAGUUGCAGCUGUACUUCCCAUCUAACUAUGUAGAGGAAGUGUCCAGCAGCACCAAACCUGAGACCAAAGGACAGGACAUGGAAGACAACCCACUUGGUGAACUUUGCAAGGGUGUUGUGGACAUCUCCAAGUGCAACAUCCAAAAUU
Molecule: messenger RNA, 2226 nt
Organism: Epinephelus lanceolatus (giant grouper)
Lineage: Eukaryota; Metazoa; Chordata; Actinopteri; Perciformes; Serranidae
Source: RefSeq, a predicted model, not a curated record